GGAGCCGCAGGGAAGUAAGAGCCCAGUGGCGCCACCGCUCGUCUGGCGCGCCUCGUGGUUGGCUCCUUCGGCCUGGUACCCAGAGGGAGGCGGAGCAAAGGCGCGGGAGCCGCGGCAGCAUCAUUAUCCCUCUGAGCUUCUGGAGCGCUACGGUCCCUUCCGUUCUAGCUGUCGCCGCCGCCGCCUCCUCCUCCUCCUCCUCCUCCUCCUCGGACUAUGGUGGUGUCUUUGUGAGGAGGCCGCCGCCGCCGCCCGCGCUCCGUCUCCUCGUUGGCGCGGUCUUCCUCGCCGCCUCGUCACUGCUGCUGUAAGGAGGAGCUGGCGCAAGGGCAAGGGGGUUGGGGCCGAGAGGGGCCCCGGGAAAGGCGAGGGCGCUCCCUGACUGCAGCGCGGCGCCCGGCAGGCGCCUAGCCAUGAGCCGCACGUGUGGGAUCUAAAGCCUGCCCUUGGUGCCCCCGCCGCCGCCGCCGCUGUUGCUGCUGCUGCUGCUUCUGCUGGAAGAGCAUGCUCUGUACCCAGGCCGGCUUUCUCCAGAAUCUAUAUCAGAACAGGUUCUUAGGCCUGGCUGCCAUGGCGUCUCCUUCUAGGAACUCGCAGAAUCGGCGCCGGUGCAAAGAACCUCUGAGGUACAGCUACAACCCAGACCAGUUCCACAACAUGGACAUUGGGAAUGGCCCUCACGAGACAGUCACUAUUCCACGCUCUACAAGUGAUACCGAUUUGGUAACCUCAGACAGCCGGUCUACACUCACAGUCAGCAGCUCCUAUUAUUCCAUAGGACAUUCACAAGAUCUUGUGAUUUAUUGGGAUAUAAAAGAAGAAGUGGAUGCAGGGGACUGGAUUGGCAUGUAUCUCAUUGAUGAGGUCUUGUCUGAAAAUUUCCUGGACUACAAAAAUCGUGGUGUGAAUGGCUCUCACAAAGGUCAGAUUGUCUGGAAGAUUGAUGCCAGCUCUUACUUCAUAGAAGGAGAAACAAAAAUCUGCUUCAAGUACUACCAUGGAGUUAGUGGAGCCCUGCGUGCUACAACCCCCAGUGUGACAGUGAAGAAUAAUGCAGCUCCUCAGAUUUUCAAAAGCAUCACCAAUGAAGAUUCGGGCCAGGGACAAGGAAGCAGAAGAUUGAUAAGUUUCUCGUUGUCAGAUUUCCAAGCUUUUGGGCUGAAGAAAGGCAUGUUCUUCAAUCCAGAUCCUUACUUAAAAAUUUCGAUCCAGCCUGGAAAGCAUAGUAUCUUCCCAGCUCUUCCUCAUCAUGGACAGGAGAAGAGAUCCAAGAUCAUAUGUAACACUGUCAAUCCCACCUGGCAAGGAGAGCUAUUCAGUUUUGUUUCACUGCCCACUGAUGUCCUGGAAAUAGAGGUGAAGGACAAGUUUGCAAAGAGCCGACCGAUCAUUAAGCGUUUCUUGGGGAAGUUGUCCAUGCCAGUGCAACGGCUGCUGGAAAGACAUGCUAUAGGGGACAGAGUUGUCAGCUACACUCUAGGACGUAGACUGCCAACUGAUCAUGUCAGUGGCCAGUUACAGUUUCGGUUUGAGAUAACAUCAUCAAUCCACCCAGAUGAUGAAGAGGUCUCUCUUACUGCAGACCCUGAGUCAACUGAAUUCCAGGAAAGCUCCAUGAAUAUCUCAGCAGAGGAAAUCCUUGGUGAGCCCCCAUGCACCAGCACAGUGAGCUCAGAAAGUACAGCUCCAGAGAAGCUAAAUGGAUGCCCGAUGAUCUGCAUCAAUGUUAAUAGCUCUGGUGCUGGGGAGCUCACCCUGAACAGUUGCUUAAAAGAAGAGCUAGCAGGAAAUGGGGAGGUUGAUGCAUUGCCAGCAGACACGGUUGAUCCCUUGGAAUCCAUCCCAGGGGAAAUGAUGUCUUCCCUGAGUGCUGUGGACCUCACUGAGCAACUGGCUCUGUUGGCAUGCACACCUCCCGAAUCAGAAGUUAGGGAGAAUAAUAAAGUCAAUUCGGUUACUCAGGGAGACAGUGACAACAUUAUGACCAGCAUAGAAGCCCUAUCUAUUGAUGAGGUGAGUGGAGAUAUGCAAGUUGUCAAGAAUCUAGAGAAGAAAGAGGAUGAUGAUGGGGCUUCAGCUCCAGAAGAGGAGGAGGGACAACAGGAGGACCAAGAGGAGAACAAUGAUGAAAAGGAGAACAAGCUGCAGCUGAGAACUACAGUGAAGAGGAAGAACAGGCCUUGCUCUUUGCCUGUGUCAGAACUUGAGACAGUGAUAGCAUCUGCCUGUGGGGAGCCUGAGACACCUCGUACACAUUAUAUCAGAAUACACAAUCUCCUUCACAGUUUGCCUUCAGCUCACAUGAGCAGUGAUGAUGGAGAAGGAGAGGAAGAACAAGGCAGUGUGACAGAGAACGAGGAAGAAUUGACAGUCAGGGAAGUGUCAGAGAAAGACAUGGUCAGUGAGACUGAAACAGUAUUGGCAGAUCCUCCUCAGGAAAACACAGUGGAAGAGAACUUUGUCCGGGGGACAAUGCCUCGCAGCACCUCUGUUGAGCAUCUUGCUGAUUUAAAUGAGCAGCUGCUGGAUGGUGAAGGGCUCAGAACUGAAAGUGAGAGUGAACUGAGUCCCAGGCCAAAUGGUGACACUGAGUGUGAAAUGUGUGACACUUCCUGCUACAGCCCUUCCUGUUACAGCACCUCAUGUUACAGCACCUCCUGCUAUAGCACUUCCUGUUACAGCACUUCUGGUCAAGAGAGUAGUACCAACCGGUUUUCAAGCCAUACUCGUUUUUCCUCUGUGGACAGUGCAAAGAUUUCUGAGAGCACAGUGUUUUCUUCUCAGGAUGAUGAGGAAGAGGAAAACAGUGCCUUUGAGUCAGUGCCAGACUCAGUACAAAGCCCCGAGCUGGACAGGGACCAGGGCGAUGGCUCUGCCCACUGGCCUGAGGAAAUGGUAGUUCAUGGAAUGACUCUACAGAGAACAGCAGAAAAUGUAGAGGCUUCAGUAGCAGGCCCAAGCAACCGAAGAGAAGGUGAUUGCCCUUUACUCCAUAAUUCUCAGCCAGUCAACCAGCUUCCUUCCCUGAGGCCAGACUACCAUCAAUACCCAACCAUUGAUGAGCCUCUUCCACCAAACUGGGAAGCUCGCAUUGAUAGCCAUGGACGAGUAUUCUAUGUUGACCAUGUUAAUCGAACCACAACUUGGCAGCGUCCAACAGCAGCAGCUACUCCUGAUGGAAUACGCAGAUCAGGCUCAAUCCAACAAAUGGAGCAACUCAAUCGGCGGUAUCAAAAUAUUCAGAGGACUAUUGCUACAGAGAGGACUGAGGAGGACACUGUCAUCAGCAAUAGGAUAGAGAGGCUCCUCCCUGGAGGAGGCAGUGAUUCUGAGGCAGAUCCUUCACAGCCAAAUUCAGAUAUUAGAAGAGAAGUACCAGUUUCACCUGUGAAUUCUCAAAAAAUCACUUUGUUGCUGCAAUCUCCAGCUGUAAAGUUCAUCACCAACCCAGAGUUUUUCACAGUGCUGCAUGCAAACUAUAGUGCCUAUCGAGUUUUCACCAACAGCACCUGUUUGAAGCAUAUGAUUCUGAAGAUCCGAAGAGACGCUCGGAAUUUUGAGCGAUAUCAGCACAACAGGGACCUGGUAAAUUUCAUCAACAUGUUUGCUGACACACGGCUAGAACUUCCACGAGGCUGGGAGAUCAAGACUGACCAGCAAGGCAAGUCCUUCUUUGUUGACCACAACAGCCGUGCUACCACUUUCAUUGAUCCAAGGAUCCCACUUCAGAAUGGCCGCCUACCCAAUCAUCUGACUCACAGACAGCAUCUUCAGCGACUCCGAAGUUACAGUGCUGGAGAGGCAUCAGAAGUCUCUCGAAACAGAGGGGUGUCUCUGUUGACUAGACCGGGCAACAGCCUAGUGACAGCAAUUAGAAAUCAUCAUCAUCAUGAGUCCUCACCUCUGGCAUAUAAUGAUAAAAUUGUUGCAUUUUUACGCCAACCCAACAUUUUUGAAAUGCUGCAGGAGCGCCAGCCAAGUUUGGCAAGAAACCAUGCACUCAGGGAGAAGAUUCACUACAUUCGAACAGAGGGUACACACGGGCUUGAAAAGUUGUCCUGUGAUGCAGAUUUAGUAAUACUGCUAAGUCUUUUCGAAGAAGAUAUAAUGUCGUACAUACCUCUUCAAGCAGCUUUUCAUUCUGGCUAUAGCUUUUCCCCUCGCUGUUCACCUUGUUCAUCACCUCAAAAUUCUCCAGGCCUGCAGCGUGCCAGUGCAAGAGCUCCCUCUCCCUAUAGGAGAGAUUUUGAAGCUAAGCUUCGCAAUUUUUAUCGAAAACUAGAAGCCAAAGGUUAUGGCCAGGGUCCAGGUAAAAUUAAGUUAAUAAUAAGGCGUGACCAUCUGCUGGAAGGCACUUUUAAUCAGGUGAUGGCUUAUUCACGGAAGGAGCUCCAAAGAAACAAACUGUAUGUCACAUUUGUUGGAGAAGAAGGCUUGGACUACAGUGGCCCAUCCAGAGAGUUCUUCUUUCUUCUGUCUCAGGAGUUGUUCAAUCCAUACUAUGGCCUGUUUGAAUAUUCAGCCAAUGACACUUACACUGUACAGAUCAGCCCCAUGUCAGCAUUUGUAGAAAACCACCUGGAAUGGUUCCGUUUCAGUGGCCGUAUCCUUGGCCUUGCUCUUAUUCAUCAGUACCUUCUUGAUGCUUUCUUCACAAGACCGUUCUACAAAGCAUUAUUAAGACUGCCAUGUGACCUCAGUGACUUGGAGUACUUGGAUGAAGAGUUCCAUCAAAGUUUACAGUGGAUGAAGGACAACAACAUCACUGAUAUCCUGGACCUCACUUUCACAGUAAAUGAGGAAGUGUUUGGACAGGUAACAGAAAGGGAGAAAUAAUCUGGGGGUGCAAAUACACAGGUGACUGAAAAGAAUAAGAAGGAAUAUAUUGAAAGGAUGGUGAAGUGGCGAGUAGAAAGAGGUGUUGUUCAGCAGACAGAGGCCUUGGUCCGUGGCUUCUAUGAAGUUGUAGACUCAAGGCUUGUCUCUGUAUUUGAUGCUAGAGAAUUAGAAUUGGUCAUCGCUGGCACUGCGGAAAUAGACCUUAAUGACUGGCGCAACAAUACAGAAUAUCGGGGUGGUUACCAUGAUGGGCAUAUCGUAAUACGGUGGUUUUGGGCAGCAGUAGAACGAUUCAACAAUGAGCAAAGACUCCGGUUGCUGCAGUUUGUCACUGGGACCUCUAGCGUGCCGUAUGAGGGCUUUGCAGCCCUUCGGGGAAGCAAUGGUCUACGCCGCUUCUGUAUAGAGAAAUGGGGUAAAAUAACAUCACUUCCAAGGGCACAUACUUGUUUCAAUCGCUUGGAUCUUCCACCCUACCCAUCAUAUUCUAUGCUAUAUGAAAAGCUGUUGACGGCUGUUGAAGAAACUAGUACCUUUGGACUUGAAUGAGAAUAUUCAGACUUUUCAAGUGUUCUCCUGGUCAGUGACAUCACUCCUUUCCCUGCUGCCAUAUGAUUUGGUUUUUCUGUGUUUUUAAUUCUGGGGUGGGCGGGGAUCAGGACUGAUAAAUGCUGUGCAUGAAGAACAGCCUUCCUUUAAGAACUAACCUUCAUGCUUUCAUCUUUUGUUUUCAAUGGACAACUAGCCUGUAUGCAAUAUAAAAACAGUCUCAAGGUCUCUGUGUAUCUCCACAUACCUCCAUUAGCAACAAUGAAAAGAUGAAUGCAAGUUGUGCUACACUUGACCAAAUGUUAAUAAAUGUUUACUUUUACCUACAUUGAUAAAGACAAAACAAAUAACUCAUCAAGAAUCCCAGGCUUUUAUAUGCCCAUCUCUUCUGAAUUAAAUCCACAAUUUGUCCUGCGUCUUAAAAGCUGUGUCCACUAUUGGAGCUAGUCAAGAAUCUCCUUCAUUCAUCUUGAUUUUCUUGUACCCAUUGCACAUAGGUGAAAGCUGCCUAUUAAAAAAACUGAAUUUUUAUACGUGAACUCAUAAUCCAAAUUUACUACAAGAGCUGGAGCUGGGCCAGACUUAUGGUGCAGAUACAACAUUGAAAAGGAAAUGGAACAAUCUUGUAAUGCAAUGCAGCGUGUCAAUGAUUGUUAACUCUUGUUGCUGGAAAUAACUUGCAUAUCAGAUCUACUGAAGAAUGUUGGGAGGUAAAGUUUAUUGUAAUAAGAAUACACAAGAAGCACAUAUUUGUGCACACGAGAAAGAUGUCUUAUUAUGUAGCAUAACAGACACCACCACCUUUCCCAAUUAUUGUACAUAGCAAAAAUAACUGGAAAAACUUUCCUUUCUUAAUAAUUUCUGGUCCAACUUACCAGUUCUUUGUUUUCUAUGUUUAAAAUCUCUUUACAGAAAAGAUAUAUAGACAAUCCUGCACUGUGUAUUGGAAGCCACUGAUUACUUAAGAUAUGUUGAUUGACAGAGUUGUAAUUUUGUUUCAUUUCUUUUGGAUCUCAAAUACUCCAUAAUUAUAGAAUCAGUUCUGCCCAGUAUUUAGCCAAAGUUCAAUUAUGUGUGAAGCUGCAGAGAAUGAUGGCACUGAAACAAGAGCUUUAUCUACAUUGUGAAUAGCUGUCAAACAUUUGAAUGUUGUUCCUAAAUUCCCAUUGUUCCACCUAGCUUGCUAGGUAUUAAUGAACUGAACAGUCUGGUCUUUUUGUGACUAGGGGAAACAACAAAUGACUUGGCUUUGUGGCCUUUGCUUCCCAUCACAAAAAUCAUGACAGCAAAACACACUGAAAUGUGAAUAGUUUGAUGAGCACUGCUGAAACAAAUUAGAGAGAGAGCAAUCAACUGCAUAAUAAUGCUUCUUUUCUUGACCCUCGUUCUAAUUGUUUAAUGCACCUAUUUGGAAGCAAAAUUUAUUGAACUCAGUGAAUUUUUGCUUCUAAAUAAGUAUGCAUAGGAUUGGACUACAUAUUUUUGUUUUUUGUCUUUACCAGAUAGAAGAUAAUUUCUACAGACAUAUCUUACAUUAAUUGAGAUGGCAUCAAUAAUUGUAUAUGUGGUCAAAUUAUCAUUUAGCAACUGACUAUGAAACAAUGAUCAAUUAAAUGUUACAUGUGAAAGCAGACCUAUUCACUUCUUACUUAGCCAUUGGAAGUGUACCUGGUUAGGUGUAGGCUUGUGCUCGAUUAAUCUUUUGUGUCACCAUGGCAAAGGAACUUAAAACUAUCGUGCAUUGAAGGGAUUGGACAGUAUGCUGGAAUCCUGAAAGGUUAUCCUGAUCCCAUGUUCCCCUCUCUUUUUUGGCACAGCCAUGCUUUUCAGGUCAAGGGGACUGAUCAGUAAAGCCCCAAUGAAUUCAAAAAAUAUAUAGCUGUAUGGCACCUGUCAAUAAGAUUAGUUUCUUCUUACAAAACCAAAUAUCCUUUCAGGCAGGAAACAUUUUCAGAAUGGUCCCUGACACAAACAAAGGUGGAAUCCUUCCCGAAAAUGUAAAGGCUCAUCCAGCUAACAUUAAGAAUGUUCAGCUUCCAUGUUUCAGCAGGAGAGAUUUAAGCACAAGCUUACUUCUCGUCCUUCUAAUUCAGUUAAAUAUAAAAGUGCUUCUCUGGCUGAAUCAUACCCUAUGAUUAAACUGUGCUUUUAUGUCUUUAUUUAAGAAAUCAGUAUUGUAUGCAGACUUAAAUGAAAAAUAUAAGUCAUACCUUAAUUAACAAAAUUUUAUUUUGGGGAACUAAUUUGGAUAAUGAGCUGUUGAAUAAGUAUCUGAGGCAGAGCCUUUGGUUCUAGCCAGUAUGAAAAAACAGCCUGAAUAAAUCUGUUCUUGAAAGGGAAAGAACAUAGCUAAAAGUUUGCCCAGCCAUCACUAUCAAACUCUGUAUAUCCCUUGGUCUGAAAGAACAAAACUAACGAAAGAUAGCUUUAAAAAAACUCAGCAAGUGUGAUGAAAAUAUUUUCUCUAGUUAACUUUUUUUGCUUUAAAUUAUAUUACGUUAAAUAAGCAUUUUAUAAUGAAAUAUCAAUUUCACUUAAACCAGAUAAUUUGGAAUCAAUUCAUAAGGCACAAUUUUAUUAAUAUGAACUGCAUUUAAUAGGCUUUUUUUUAAAGCAAACACUCUAUUAUAGGCAAAAUCACUGCUACAGGAAAGUUUGCUGGUGACUUUCAUAUAUGGCCUCGCCUUUGCUCAUUCCGAUAGAACUUCGUUCAAAAAUGUGUUGAAAGAAAUGGGGAAAAAUCACACAGGUUUUGAACAGGUCAUACAUGAUAUUUAUUGAGGACUCCACUAUUCUGAAAGGGACAUGGUGGUGCUGCGGGUUAAACCGCAGAAGCCUCUGUGC
Messenger RNA from Pogona vitticeps (central bearded dragon), 8232 nucleotides. RefSeq names its product HECT, C2 and WW domain containing E3 ubiquitin protein ligase 1 (gene HECW1). Gene Ontology annotation, biological process: regulation of dendrite morphogenesis; protein ubiquitination; ubiquitin-dependent protein catabolic process. Gene Ontology annotation, cellular component: cytoplasm. Gene Ontology annotation, molecular function: protein binding; ubiquitin protein ligase activity. The record is from RefSeq and is a predicted model, not a curated record. NCBI's taxonomy places the organism in Eukaryota, Metazoa, Chordata, Lepidosauria, Squamata, Agamidae.